AUGUAUAAAAUGAAUCUCCCUUUCGUGAUCUUCACAGCCUUGUAUGCCAGUAGCGCUCUCGCUGCGGCUCUUCCCACCGACCAUGUUGAUACCGACAAGGCGAUCCUGCUUCUCGCUGAUGGGACUACCAAAACCAUCGAGAAAACGGACCUCGCCUCUCACCUCAAUGGCACCUUGCUCGAGACUCCCACCGACAACUUCCCGCGGUCCCUCAAGUCUGCCAACUUCAACGGCCUGCAGAAGCGGGGAGAUCCCCAGAUAAUUAUCCCGCUUCCCGAUCAGGAAUUUCUCGGCUGGGACAUUCCCAUGUCCACCAUCGUCCACGCCAACCAAGCUGACGCAACCGUCGCCAUGGCAUCAGGCCAAUCGAUCGCCAACAGCAUCUCGGUCGGAACUUCCUUCACUGCGACUGUCGAGAAAUUCCUCCAAGUCGGCGUGACCACGAACUACCAGUACACCAAAACCAGCACCCUCACUGGCACCGUGACCAUGACCAUCCCCAAGAACAAAUGGGGAGCGAUAGUGAGCAAUCCUUUGACGCACCGCAAAAGAGGCUAUGUCUUCACUGGCUCGCCUGGCAGCGGACAGUUUGAGUACUACCAGGCAGAUUCGUUUACCGACGAGACUUAUACCUAUAAUGACGCAACGCUGAACUGGGUGAAGGGUGUGGUUACGACUUGUCUGAGCGAUACUUAUCCAGUCAAGCGCUGCGUUGGAGAGGGUGAACUCAAAUAA
This is a messenger RNA of Aspergillus pseudoviridinutans, 735 nucleotides long. RefSeq lists its product as uncharacterized. Lineage: Eukaryota; Fungi; Ascomycota; Eurotiomycetes; Eurotiales; Aspergillaceae. The record is from RefSeq and is a predicted model, not a curated record. Bases 1 to 735 code for a protein of 244 amino acids. The transcript has a single exon.